This is a messenger RNA of Nematostella vectensis (starlet sea anemone), 2001 nucleotides long. RefSeq names its product T-complex protein 1 subunit epsilon. Gene Ontology annotation, biological process: protein folding. Gene Ontology annotation, molecular function: ATP-dependent protein folding chaperone; ATP hydrolysis activity; ATP binding. The transcript has 10 exons. Gene Ontology annotation, cellular component: chaperonin-containing T-complex. The record is from RefSeq and is a predicted model, not a curated record. The coding region runs from base 128 to 1768 and encodes 546 amino acids. NCBI's taxonomy places the organism in Eukaryota, Metazoa, Cnidaria, Anthozoa, Actiniaria, Edwardsiidae.
UAUUGGGAGCGAAGGGUGUUCUGCUGCCGGCUUUUCCUAACUUCAAAUUCCUGUAGAGAAAUACCAUCAAAUAUCCACUCCCAUCGGCCAUCUUCUUUACUAUAUAAUUCAAAUAUCUUAUACAAUCAUGGCUGGGGGACCUCUUAGGGCCGCUGCACAGGGUAUUACAUUCGAUGAGUUCGGUAGGCCGUUUAUAAUCCUCAAAGAACAAGAAGAACAGAAGCGUUUGACAGGUCUCGAAGCACAAAAAUCACAUAUUUUAGCAGCAAGAGCAGUUGCGAGUAUUUUGAAAACAUCUCUUGGGCCAAAAGGCAUGGAUAAAAUGAUGGUUAGUCCUGAUGGUGAGGUCACUGUGACAAAUGAUGGUGCAACAAUUCUUGGCAUGAUGGAAGUUGAUCACCAGAUUGCCAAACUAAUGGUGGAGCUUUCAAAGUCUCAGGAUAAUGAAAUUGGGGAUGGUACAACUGGAGUUGUAGUUUUGGCUGGUGCUCUCCUGGAGCAUGCAGAGCAACUGCUAGACUGGGGGAUCCACCCCAUUCGCAUUGCUGACGGUUAUGAACUAGCAGCAAAGAUAGCACUUGAGCAUAUGGACUCGAUUGCUGACAACUUUCCUGUGGAUAAAGACAACAAGGAAUCUUUGAUCCAAACAGCCAUGACAACCCUGGGCUCCAAAAUUGUUAGCAGAUGUCAUCGGCCAUUAGCUGAGAUUGCUGUAGAUGCAGUGCUGUCGGUUGCGGACCUGGAGCGCAAGGAUGUUGACUUUGAAUUGAUUAAAGUUGAAGGCAAGGAAGGUGGUAAACUUGAUGAUACCGUCCUGGUCAAGGGUGUGGUUGUUGACAAGGAUAUGAGCCAUCCACAGAUGCCCAAGGUUGUCAAAGAUGCCAAAAUAGCCAUUCUCACGUGCCCAUUUGAGCCCCCCAAGCCCAAGACCAAACAUAAGCUUGAUGUGGCGACCGUCGAGGACUACAAGAAGCUCCAGGAGUAUGAACGUGAGAAGUUUACUGAGAUGAUCAAACAAGUGAAGGAUACAGGUGCCAACCUGGCUAUCUGUCAGUGGGGAUUUGACGAUGAAGCCAAUCACUUGCUACUCCAGAACCACCUCCCUGCCGUCAGAUGGGUUGGAGGUCCAGAAAUUGAGCUUAUUGCCAUAGCAACUGGUGGGAGGAUUGUCCCAAGGUUCUCUGAACUGACCUCUGAAAAGCUGGGCAAGGCUGGUAUUGUCCGAGAGCUCAGUUUUGGCACAACCAAGGAUAAGAUGUUGGUGAUCGAAGAGUGUCACAAUUCUAGGGCUGUAACGAUCUUUAUCAGGGGAGGAAAUAAAAUGAUUGUUGGUGAAGCAAAGCGCAGCAUCCAUGACGCCCUGUGUGUAGUGCGAAACCUUGUGCGAGAUAGCAGAGUUGUCUAUGGUGGUGGGGCGACAGAGCUCUCUUGCUCCAUAGCAAUUGCUAAAGAGGCUGACAAGAUUUCUACAAUUGAGCAGUAUGCCAUGCGUGCAUAUGCUGAUGCUCUCGAUAACAUCCCCCUCGCCUUAGCUGAAAACUCCGGGUUAAACCCCAUCCAGACAGUUGCAGAUAUCAAAUCUCGACAAGUGGCAGAAAAGAACCCACGCCUAGGAGUUGACUGUAUGGAUUCUGGAAUUAAUGAUAUGAAAACUCAACAUGUUAUUGAAACACUGAUUGGAAAGAAGCAGCAAAUCAGCUUAGCCACUCAACUUGUGAAGAUGAUCCUGAAGAUAGAUGAUAUACGAAUCAAGGCACCAUCACAAUAACUCCCCCCCCCCCCCCCCAUACCAGAAAGAUACCGUAAUACUAUACCAUAGAUAAGCUCUUUGUAUUAUGCAGAGAUUGAUAAGCUGGCGUACAAUUUAUUGGUACAGCCUCACUAUCAGGUGGUGCAAAGAGUGUGACACCAUAGGGCAUGUAAUUUAAUUUAGCACAACCCUGGGUGUAUUUAAGGAGUGUAAAAUUUGAAAUGGCCAAAAUAAAGCUUUAUUCACCAAAA